AUGUGGUCGGUGAGGCUAAGUGCCCUGGCACUGGUGCUGGGGUUAUUUGGAGGGUCAGUACGAGCGCAAAAUGCGACCAUCGGACCGAAAGUGCUUUGUUACUACGAUGGUGCUAGCUCGCUGAAAGAAGGCCUAGCUAAAGUGACCGUGUCUGAUAUUGAGCUAGCGCUGCCGUUCUGCACGCAUCUUAUCUACGGCUAUGGUGGAAUCAAUGCUACCACGUACCGGAUGCGAUCGCUAGAUGAAGAGCUUGACCUAGACUCGGGCAAAGGCCAUUACCGAACCGUGACGACCUUGAAAAAGCGGUACCCCGGGCUGAAGGUUUUCCUGAGUGUGGGCGCCUAUCAUGAUCUCGCCGAGGAGAAACCAUUUCAGAAGUAUCUCAUGCUGCUGGAAUCUGCUGGAUCGCGAACGGCCUUCGUCAACAGCGCAUACACGAUCCUUAAGACGUACGGAUUCGAUGGGCUCGAUCUUGCCUGGCAGUUCCCGCAGACGAAACCAAAGCGCAUUCGUGGCGUUACCGGUAAGCUUUGGCACGGGUUUAAGAAGCUGUUCACCGGCGACAGCAUUCUCGAUCCGCUAGCUGAGGAACAUCGGGAGGAAUUUACGGCACUGGUGCGGGACUUAAAGAAUGCGUUCGCUCACGAAAAGUUCCAGCUCGGUUACACUCAACUACCACACGUUAACCAGUCGAUGUUCCUGGACAUUGCGCUGCUAAAGGACAACUUGGACUAUGUCAAUUUGGCCACGUAUGAUCAACAAACUACUGAGCGCAACCCUCGAGAAGGUGACUAUACAGCGCCGAUCUACGAGCCCGCAGAACGCGUUGUGGGUAAUAACGUUGACGAUAAGGUGAAGGCGUGGAACUUGCUUGGAACACCGCUGGACAAGAUCUUGGUCGGUUUGGCAACGUACGGCCGCGGAUGGAAGCUUACGGAAGAUUCUGGUGUUACCGGCGUGCCACCAAUCCCUGCCGAUGGUCCAUCGCCAGCCGGACCAUACACGGGCAUUCCCGGAUUCUACAGCUUCAGCGAGGUGUGUGCCAAACUGCCAAACCCGGGUAAUGCCAACCUGCAGGGUGCUGAGUACCCGUUGCGUAAAAUUAACGAUCCGACCAAACGCUUUGGGCCGUACGCGUUCCGCAUUCCGGACGAGAACGGUGAGCACGGUAUCUGGUUGUCGUACGAGGAUCCGGAGAGUGCCGGAAAUAAGGCGGCGUACGUGAAAGCCAAAGGACUCGGCGGUAUUUCUAUAAACGAUUUAGCGAUGGACGACUUCCGUGGCACUUGUUCCGGGGAUAAGUUCCCAAUUCUGCGAGCGGCCAAGUACCGUCUGUAAGCUCAACAAAUUGGGUUUGCGAUAACCUGUUAGUUUUACAUGCAAUUGUUAUUUCUCCAUCACACCUGAACGUGAGUAAAAUGUAUAAAAAUCGACGAACUAAUAAAUGAGAUAUCAUUGCAUAACU
Molecule: messenger RNA, 1465 nt
Organism: Anopheles nili
Lineage: Eukaryota; Metazoa; Arthropoda; Insecta; Diptera; Culicidae
Product: chitinase-like protein Idgf4
Exons: 2
Coding region: 1-1338 (445 amino acids)
Biological process (GO): carbohydrate metabolic process; chitin catabolic process
Cellular component (GO): extracellular region
Molecular function (GO): chitin binding
Source: RefSeq, a predicted model, not a curated record